AUGUAUGAAGGAAAAAUAUCAAAAACAAGCUUAUUACUUUUAAUUAAUGAAAUAAUUAAGACAAAUAUAGAACUACUGAAAAAUAAUGAGAUUGAAUUAAGUAGUUUUAGUAGCAAUAACGAAGAUGAUAUAAAUGAAAAAAGACUAACAUAUGAAGAAGAAGAAAAAGAAAAAAAAAAAAAAAAAAGUAUAUAUGAAAAGAUAUGUGAAGGAAAUGAUAAAAUGAAUAAUAGUAAAUAUUUAGAGAAUGAUGAAAAAAAUUAUCUAAAUAUAAUAUCUACUAAACUAAAAGAUAUGGGAAAGAAUAUAGGUAUGAAGCUAGUAGAGAGGAUGCUAAUUCAUAAAAAUGAAUUUAAUGAUGUUAAAGAUAUUUUGAAAUUUAUUGGAAGGGAUAUUUGGUAUAUUUUAUUCAAUAAAAAUGCUGAUAAAUUGCAAACUUAUAAAAAAGGUGUUUAUAUUGUUAUUGAUAACGAUAUAGGGAUAUAUUUAAAACAUUUAUUAAUUGAUAAUGGAACAAAUCAGAAAAAUAAUUUCAUUCAUUACUUCUUAAUUUUAAUUAUUGGAAUUAUAAAAGGAAUACUUAAAAGAUUUAAAAUAAAAGGAUAUGUAACAUAUGAUUUAAAUUAUCCUCAUUGUUCUUUUCAAAUAAAUAUCAUUGAUGAUUAA
Messenger RNA from Plasmodium relictum, 666 nucleotides. RefSeq names its product trafficking protein particle complex subunit 6A, putative. Gene Ontology annotation, cellular component: trans-Golgi network; TRAPP complex; cis-Golgi network. The coding region runs from base 1 to 666 and encodes 221 amino acids. Gene Ontology annotation, biological process: endoplasmic reticulum to Golgi vesicle-mediated transport; regulation of GTPase activity. The transcript has 2 exons. The record is from RefSeq and is a predicted model, not a curated record. NCBI's taxonomy places the organism in Eukaryota, Apicomplexa, Aconoidasida, Haemosporida, Plasmodiidae.